This is a messenger RNA of Mangifera indica (mango), 1124 nucleotides long. Its product is annotated as ethylene-responsive transcription factor 3-like. The coding region runs from base 253 to 909 and encodes 218 amino acids. NCBI's taxonomy places the organism in Eukaryota, Viridiplantae, Streptophyta, Magnoliopsida, Sapindales, Anacardiaceae. The transcript has a single exon. Gene Ontology annotation, molecular function: DNA-binding transcription factor activity; DNA binding. Gene Ontology annotation, biological process: regulation of DNA-templated transcription. The record is from RefSeq and is a predicted model, not a curated record.
ACCACACAUCAGCCCCUCUCGAUCUCGAUAAAAAAGCCAAAUCAUACACAGCAUUCAACCCGGAAUUGUUCGUUCCCGGUGAGAAAAAGAAAAGGGAAAAUCAGAAACCUGUUUGGAUCAAAGGAAAAUAAACCAAACACAAUGAAUACGCAAAAAUACUUUCAAUUUUAACAAUUUCAUCGUCGAGUGGUGGUGUUCGUUCCCACAUAUAUCCUUCUUUUCUCUCACUUUAUUUUAUUUUCGUUUUUCCUCAUGCGGCGAGCCAAGGCUACAAAGCCGAUUAGUCUACCACCAACGAAGGCGACUGAAAAUCCCUCCGAAAUCCGAUUCAGAGGUGUUCGAAAACGUCCGUGGGGCCGAUUCGCUGCGGAGAUCCGAGAUCCGUGGAGAAAGACGCGCGUCUGGCUCGGGACCUUCAACUCUGCUGAGGACGCUGCGCGGGCUUAUGACGCGGCCGCACGGUCCCUCCGUGGGCCCAAGGCGAAAACGAAUUUUCCGUUGACGAUUUCUUCGUCUAAUCAUGGUCAUACUAUUCCUGUUCUUUUAAAGCAUCGAGAGCGUGAGUCUCGAACCGGUUUUUGUAAAUAUGAGCCGGCUGUUCAGGUCAAUAGACCGACGAGUAGCAGCAUGAGCAGUACGGUGGAGUCGUUUAGCGGGCCCAGGGUGUCCAACCCUGUGCCGGUUGUUCCAAGGGUGCAGCGGAAUAUUGUCCAACCGGUUGCGCCGGAUGAUUGUCAUAGCGACUGUGAUUCGUCGUCUUCGGUUGUUGAUGACGGUGGUGAUUGUGUUUUUAGUUCUUCGUUCAGGAAAAUCCUGCCGUUCGAUCUGAAUCUACCGCCGCCGCUUACGAUGAUGGACGUUGCUGAUGUUGACGGUGAUGAUUUUCGAGCCACUGCUUUGUGCCUAUGAUGUUUUUCCCCUUAAUUUUAUGUCUCAUUUUAAAAGUCUUAUUUUAUGGGAAAUAUCAAUGAUUUCUAUUAGAAAAAAAAAAAUUUCGGGUACUUUGUGGUGGGUUGAAGAGGAAAUUUAUGAAAAAUGUCUACUUUGCUAGAUUAUAUGUAGACUAGUUGUUUAUUAUGCGAUCUAAGAUUUCUUCAACUCGAUGAAGGGCUUUUGAAUAUUAA